AUGCUAACUUCAGGUGUUCGAUCAGUAAGAUUCUCAGGGCCUGAACCAACUCAUUCGGAAGAAGAAGAGAAGGACUCAAAACCUUCUGAUGUCCCAGAGGAGUACGAAGAAGCACUAAAUCUCCCCUCAACAAUACCGUACCCGCCGUCUUCACCACCGGCAUACACUCCACCCGCAGAGCCCAAAUCCGACGACCACAAGGGUGCCGCAAAGGGAUCUCUCAACGAACUGAUUAUGUCCAAAGUGACAUUACCGUUUCAACAGAUGAUACGAAGAAGUAGCCAUAUUGAAGACAACAGCGAUAGCGACAGUCAGGAUUAUUCCGACUCUGAUGGAAAUAACAUCAAUGACUUCAAUGAUGAGGAACUCCAGUUGUUGUCUUUUGUUAAUGCUUACCAGCCAGAGGAGAUUCGCCCUCGUCUCCUACUUAAGCCUUUCGUCAUGGAUUACUUGCCAGCCAUUGGUGACAUCGACGCUAUGAUCAAAAUCCCUCGUCCCGAUGAAGUGGAGGACAACAUAGGGCUCAUCCAACUCGAUGAACCGGCCAUUCAGCAAAGCGAUCCGACUAUACUUGCAAUGCAACUGCGACGUGCUAACAGAGACGUAACAACACAGGAGGAUGCACCUGUUAAGCGGCUUGAACGUGCUGACAAAUCCUCUCACGAAAUCGACAAGUGGAUUUCCAAUAUUAAGGAACUGCAUAGAACUCGACCAUCUCAGUCUACAGUACAGUUUCGCAGUCCUAUGCCCGACAUCGAAAGCCUCAUGCAGGAAUUUCACACACAUUUCGAACAGUGCCUAGACGGAGUAAGGUUACCCACAGCCGAGUUGGAUGUUGAUCUCGAGGAAUAUACGGACAUUUGCCUUGGUCUACUUGACAUACCGGUCUCCAAAAGUCGUAUUCAGUCGCUGCACUGCUUCUUCUCAUUGUACAGAGAGUUCAAGAGUUCACAACACUUUAAGAACCUGGCUACCGAGAAAAGAGAUAAUAUCGAUAGAAUGGAACUGUAA
Molecule: messenger RNA, 1011 nt
Organism: Cooperia oncophora
Lineage: Eukaryota; Metazoa; Nematoda; Chromadorea; Rhabditida; Trichostrongylidae
Source: the annotation of a GenBank genome assembly